AUGCGAGCACUCUACCGCGUCUUUGUCCAGCCAGCUCUGUUAGCACGCACACGACCGAUAGCCCAAACACUUACACCUCUCAACACCCGCGCCUUCAGCCUGACACCUCUACGAGCAGCAGCAGGAAAGCGACUCCCAGAAAAGCGCAAACAUUUGUGGAACGAAGAAAUUCCCGCUCGGCGCAUCCAAAUAGUCGACCCAGAGACAGACGCACUCCAGCCACCCGUACGCCUUCGAGACGUCCUGGCCAAGCUCGACAAGAACCUGUUCCGUCUUGUUUGCGUCACGCAGCCGCCGACAGGAGAUUGGGAGGAAGAAUGGAUACCCGUGUGCAAGAUAGAGGACAAGAAGGCUGCUUAUGAAGCUGAGAAAGAGAAGAAAAAGGUCAAGCAGCAGAAGAUGGCUGCCGAGGGCACAAAGACGCUGGAGUUGAAUUGGGCUAUUGAUGCGAAUGAUCUGGGGCACAGGAUGAAGAGGAUGCAAGAGUUUUUGGGCCAGGGCAAGAAGGUCGAGAUUAUCUUGGCUAGAAAGAAGGGCGGAAGGAAGGCUACCCCUGACGAGUGCGAGGCGCUGUUGCAGAAGAUCAACGAGGCUGCCGAGACCGUCAAAGGAACAAAGGAAAUCAAAAAGUUCGAGGGCAAGUUGGCUGGUACGGGCAACCUGACGUACGAAGGUCCCAAGCCCUGA
Molecule: messenger RNA, 687 nt
Organism: Aureobasidium namibiae CBS 147.97
Lineage: Eukaryota; Fungi; Ascomycota; Dothideomycetes; Dothideales; Saccotheciaceae
Exons: 1
Coding region: 1-687 (228 amino acids)
Biological process (GO): ribosome disassembly; mitochondrial translational initiation
Cellular component (GO): mitochondrion
Molecular function (GO): translation initiation factor activity; ribosome binding
Source: RefSeq, a predicted model, not a curated record